UUGCCUCUUAGAGCUUUCUACCUCAUCCUUCGUCCCCGUCCCCGUCCCCGUCCCCGUCCCCGUCCCCGGUCGUGUGUUCCACAAUGGCGAAUGUAAUAUUGACACUCCCGGCAGACAUGGCUCCUAUUGCCGGUCCAUUGCUCCUGGGCUAUCUCUUCAACUGGGGUCUAUUCGGUGUCUUAUCUGUGCAAGUCUACUUGUACCACAUCGCGUUCCCAAGGGAUCACUGGCCAAUGAAGACCCUAGUCUACAGCGUCUAUCUUAUCGAGAUGGUGCAGACCAUUCUUGUGACGUUUGACGCUUUUCAUGAGUAUGCGAGAGGGUUCGGGAACUUGGAAGCCUUAGAGGCGGGAGGGCUGGACUGGAUAGCAGUGCCUGCAUUCAGUGGUAUUGUGAGUGCGAUGGUGCAGAUGCACUACGCCUAUCGUGUCAGCAUCCUCUCAGGCUCGAGGAUGCUCGGCCUGGGCAUCUCCGCAAUUGCGCUCCUCCAGGGCUCCUCUGCAAUCGCCUCGGGCGCUCAAGCAUUCAUCAUUGGCAGCAUCGCGAAUCUUGCCACUACCAACGCAUUUAUCAGUUGCACUAUAUGGCUUGCUGCUACUGCAGCUUGCGACAUUAUCAUUGCCGGGUGCAUGACAUUCUUCCUCCUAAAAUGCGACAGCAAGCUUCCUGAGAUGCACGCCCUUAUAACGAGGCUUGUUUGGCUCGUCGUCGGGACUGGCAUGCUGACAGCCCUGGCGGCAACAGUAGACCUUGCCCUCUUCCUCGCGUUGCCGCACAAAGCAUACCACGGCUGCGUCGCGCUGACACUCGCGAAGCUGUAUUCUAACUCGCUCCUCGUGCUCCUCAAUGGCAGGAUCCAUAUCGUCGGCGGGCGCACACACUCUUCCGAGCAGGCUGGGGACGCGUGCAGCUCAACAUCGGUGAAGAGCCCACCCGGUGUCAUGAGCAUGAUUUGCUUCAACUCUUCCGCCAUUUACACGGCGUAGCUCGAUGGCACGCACGUUCAUGAAGAGCUGCGGAUACGCACAGAUUCCCAGCCGAUACAAAUGGGGGACCAAGCAUGUGCUUUAUCCUUCUCGUCAUAGAUAGGCUGAUCUUGACGCGACAUCUGCCCCGAUUUGUCAGGGGUUUUCUGCGAACAAUUCGCCAGAACUAUGCCCGAGGUCUAGAGACUUGUAUUCGACGUUCCAUUCAGUUCUACCUUCAUUACUAACACUGAGCAUUUGGACACUCUUUCGAUAGGAUGUUUAUCUAUAGUCGCGAUCAUGUUAUAAUGUUGGUGUAGGCUAACGC
Messenger RNA from Phanerochaete carnosa HHB-10118-sp, 1293 nucleotides. RefSeq lists its product as uncharacterized. The coding region runs from base 84 to 986 and encodes 300 amino acids. The record is from RefSeq and is a predicted model, not a curated record. NCBI's taxonomy places the organism in Eukaryota, Fungi, Basidiomycota, Agaricomycetes, Polyporales, Phanerochaetaceae. The transcript is spliced from 9 exons.